Molecule: messenger RNA, 5393 nt
Organism: Numida meleagris (helmeted guineafowl)
Lineage: Eukaryota; Metazoa; Chordata; Aves; Galliformes; Numididae
Product: coiled-coil domain-containing protein 81-like
Exons: 5
Coding region: 1-714 (237 amino acids)
Cellular component (GO): centrosome
Source: RefSeq, a predicted model, not a curated record
AUGGCUGGUGCCAACAAGGAGCGAUCUGCACGUGUGAUGCGGACCAAUAUAAGCUUCUGGGAGGAUGGCCCCACAACAGAGCGUGCCUCCAGAAGUCCAGAGGUCACCGCCAAAGAUGCAGAGUGUGACCUCCUUUUCCUUUGCCCUGCAGAGCGAGUUGCCGUCUGGGAUGCAGUGGCCGUCUGUGUGCAACAACACCUCCGGCUGCACAAGGGGGUCCGAAUUCCCACCUUUGGUUCCUUCGACAUCGUCUCCAAACGGAUCAAGACUGAGGACGGGACCCUGACUGUGCAGUGGCCUGCUUUUCGCCCGGCCAGGAACCUUGUCGACAUCCACAAUCUGGCGGGUGAUGAGGAAUUCCUGCCAGGCCAUAAGGAGGUGGAGCCCCUCAAGUACUCUGAGGUGGCCGCAGCUGCAUCUGUGUCCCGGCAGACAGGGAAGGCCUGCAUAUGUGGCACCACAUCUCUCAUCAGCCGCUGCCUGAGGAAGGGGGAGAAUGUUGCCUUUGUCCUGAAGGACAUAGGAGUCCUUUUCUUAGAAGGAACACAAGUUCAAAUGAAAUUCUACUAUGACUUCCUCGAGAGGAUCUGUGGGAAAGUGACCCUAGAAACAGCAGUUUUCAAGGUCCCCUGGCUGCUGGACAUGGUGGUGUCCCGGGUGGCAGCGGUGGCCUCCCUGACGCUCUCUGGCCGGGUCAUCGUCUUUCCUGAGUGAGUAUGCUCGAUGCAGCUGCUCAGCUCUCGUUCAGUAGCGUUUACUCCUUGUGACCACGGGCAUCCUGCCAUGAGGAUGCAGGGCAGCCAUUGCUGUUUACAUCCCAUCAUGUGGGAUGGUCCGAAAGUUUGGCAGAAAAUGAAGCCACUUGCGUUCCAGCUUGCCCUCAGAUGUCAGAGGCACUGGGGAGGCUGAGCUUAGAUUUUGAGGGAUGCCUCAUUUGGCACUGUAAGUCUGGUCGUUUGGACUGCCGGUAAUAAAUGCGUGGUCUGCAAAGCAUGUGAGGUUAACCAAGAACGUGAGUAAUACAGCUGCCUGCCAUCACUUUAAAUGAUGGCAUAACUCCAUAGAGACUUCUCAUUUUCCUGGGGAAGCACUCAGCCUAAAAGUGUGCAAAUCUAACUCGACAGGUUAAGCAGGGUGGAGAGAGGCACAGCUUCUUGACUGCUUCUGCCUUGUCUGCAGUGGUAUCUUCCCCACUUGUCGGUGAUAUCCUUCUGCUGCCCAAAACUGUUUCUCCCCUAGGCCAUUUGAAACUAUUUCUUACUUCCAGCUUGAGUGACUCUAGUCAAACACACCUUUGUCUUGCAAAGAUUACUUGAAAGCAUGUUUUUGACAGAAAGGUGGAAAACCACUGGCUCAGAAAAUAAGAUCGUUUAUCAGUUCCAAUAGCAUAAUCAAGUCCUCAUCUCUGCAGGACAAUCACUGAAUUUGGCCACGGGACCUCCACCCAGCUCCAGAAUCAGCACUGCGUUUUCUCUUAAAGUCAGCAUAUCAGGCUCCCCUGGUGUUUGCUAACAGCUAGGGUCACAGGUCACAUUGCUUAGGGAACUAUCAUGGAACGGAUUAUCCAGGGCAUUGCCCCCUGGAGGUUUUACCUUCUCUCCAGAUGUGGACAUUUUGAGAAUUCACUUUCGGUACCUAUUUGACACGUCCCUGGACUGUAGACAUUUCUGUGAGGUAGAUCUGAUGGGAGAGAUGAAGGAAUUUAGGUGACAUUUUCUUCCCAUCGUGGCCUGGAUUUCUUUGCUGGGUGACCCUAUUUCCCAGGACAGUCCCUGGAAUCAGGGCACAGUCAUCUUUGGAGAAUAAUGGACCUUUAUGCAAUGUGAAAGUCUGCCUGUGAGCAGGCAAUCUCAGCAGCAAGGGCUGCUGGAGCCCUGGGUCACACCUGUGUCUUCUCCUUUUGUACAGGUUUCAGAAGGAGUUUGUCCCCAAACCACCUCCCAGGAAACUACACAAGGCCUCAGGAGAAGUCCCUGGUGAGGGCAAGCAAGGGAAAGCAGAAGGUUUGCCACCUCUUGGCCAGGGCAAGAAAGGUAAAGCAGCAGCCAGCUCCUUUCCAUGCCACACACAACCAACCUGCGAUGGGAAAAUUUCCAGCCCAUGAUCAUCCAAAGGCUCCGACUUGUGAAAAGAUUCACGCCAGCUCGCCACAGCCUCUCCUAACGACAUGUUAGCCUCAAGAAAUCUAAGACUCAGGGCACGAUGUUCCCACGUGCCCCCAUACCUGGGUAUGGCAGGAGGAUGGGGGACACUCGGCCCUGUCCUCCCCCCAUGGAAAUGAGCCCCCAAGAGACUUGGUCACCUCACAAGCACCACCCAGCUCCUCUUUCCCAAAGUGAAUGCCAGGAAGGCAGGCCCAAAUCAGAGCUGCACCCCUGAGAGAAGGAGCUGGGCACGAGGGACAGAGGUCUCUGGAGAGAGCGUCUGCGAGGGGAGUGGAGUGGCCCUCUUGGGUGCUUUGGGAGAGGCCCGAGCACCCCUGCGUGUCACAGGGACAGCAGUCUCACAGUGAAUCUCCUCUGAUGAGGUCUCUCCUUCCCAGUUCCAGGGAAAACUCCUGAACUGCCACCCUUCCCAAGCCACUUGAACAUUACUAGUAGAGAAGAUACACACUUUGGGAAGAGAACAAGGGCUCACCAGAAGAAGAGCUCUGUGUCCAGGUGAAACUGGGUGCUCGGGGUUGGGAUCCACAUGGGGCGUUUCACUGACCCAGCAAGAGCCCAUUCUCCAGCCUCAGACAGUCACCAUCUGGGGCUGCCCAGCAGCACCGAAUGCAGCAUAUGGAGGAGUGGGAUGGGGCUGCUGGGAGCCCCCCAUUUCACAGGGCUGGCCCCUCUCCAGCCCUCAGGAGAGCCCCAGCACAGCCUGAGAGCUCUGCGUGGGGAAGGCUGUGCAGCAGCCAAGGCUGCAGGAUGUGCCCCCAAAGCCAUCACCCACUGAGAGAGACCCCUCCUUCUCUGUUCUUUCAGUCAGGUUCCGGUGGUCCCAGGGGUGUCUCCUGCCAAAAGGACAGCUGUGCUCCUCUCUCUUUUUGUGAAGAGAGAGGACCAGUGAUGCCAGUGCUGUCCAGCCAGUUUCAGGGGAAACACACAUCCCUAGGAAAAGCACCAGAGACAAGUCAAAGCAAGGCUGUGGGACCUCAGAGCUUCGAAGGAGAAGGACAAGGAGUGGAGAAAAUCCUCCGUGAUGAAAGAGUGCUGGAAACAACCAAAGAAAAGCUAGUUGGCCCUCAUGGAGCCUAGACUGCAAUGAUAAUACCCCAAAUAGUGAUUCUAUCACCAUUAGACUGCAUGAGAAGCCCACCUCCCUUUUGAUGUCACCACAACUCGUCCACAAGAGCCAAAGAUCCCGAGAGAGGCUGCAAAACAGGUGUGUGAUUCCCAUCCGCGUCAUUGCAGGGUGCCAUCUCCUUGUAGAAAAGCAGAGGUGGAGGAACAGUGGGGACUCUCCCAAGACCCCCUGGCUCUGAGAGAUGGGAUGGCUACAUUCCUGGAGCCUUGGGCUGUUGCAUCACCAGAGGCAAGUUCCCCCUUCUCCAAUGUCAUGCUCUCCUCUGUUGACACAGCCAACACACCAGGGCCCAUGAUUUGGCAGCUUUUGGAAGGCCUAGCUCAGCAUAAAGCUGCUCUGGGCCAGAGAAGAGACUGUUUCUUUCCAGCUCAUUGCUCCUCUAGGUCCCUGGUGGGAAGAGAAGGCUUUGGGGGUGGGGGUGGCAUAGCUUAGGAGCAAAACACUGCAGCUGGACACCUUCUAGGGAAGAGGUAGAGAGAGGGAGAGAAAUGGCUGCCCUGCCCUCAGUGUCCUGACCUGAACCCUCCCACAGGGUCUGUGUGUGGGCAAAGAGCUCCCCAAGCCUGCACUAUUGUUUGAGAAGAGUUUAUCUUCUUUUACAGAAAACUGUCCGUCUUGUGACCACCUGGAAAGAGACAAAGAAAAAUAUAACAGAGGUCUUGCAAAAGAUGGUGGAGUUUUCAUUUCUUCCCAGUGCUCUUUCAUGGGAAUGAGGAGGAAGGCUUUCACAGAUGGGCUGCGGCUCUGAAGCCGGCCCAACACACGGAUGGAAGUGGGGCUGUCCCAGUGCUGUCCGCAGUGUGGAGGGACAGACAGCUUUAAACCCUGUGAUCCUAGGGACAUGACAGCACAUGGCUGUGAUGUGAGCUAUCACGAAGGACUCAUGUAUGUUUAUCCAUUUAACGUGAGUUGGACACUUCUCAUCUGCCUGUGUUCUUCUGCCUUUGGGGCCUCCUACAGAGCUUUGUGACAGCACUGAUGAACGUUCUCCUCCCUGUGAAGUGCUCCAGGUUUCCUUUCCAGAGCCCAGUGCUGGGUUUGUGCUCCUUUGGCAGGACAUACCCAUCAGCCUGAGGGACAGGGAUGGUCCCUGAGCUACACAGACACAGCAUGAGGGUUCCCCUCUGGACCAGGACAGGGAGCAUAGAGUGGCUGAGUGGCUGCUGGGAGGAUUCCUCCUCAGGAGGCCCCGGGAGCUGAGGAGAGGUGGCCCUUCGUGCUCUGCAGGAUUGGCACAGCCCCGACAGAGCCCCGGUGGACUGCACGCCGCUGGGAGCAGCCUCAGACACCCACCAGACACCUGCCCAUGGUGGUUCCCUCUGUGGGGUGGGCGUGUUGUCCCCAGAGUGGGUUCUAUGCCUGGUGUGCACGAGGCUGAUGGCACACCCCAAGACCUAUACGGUGCAGCCCUUAAGCAAAAAGCCUAACUGCAAGGCCAAAAGGGUGCAACCCUUUAGCAAGCCUUACCCCAAGGCCAAGAGUUCCUGUUUAGCCAAUGUAUCAAAACGCAGAAAAUUGUUCGCCAUAACCAGAGCUUGCCAUAAUUUGUCAUGUCAAAUGCUGUUAUGGUUUGAGACAGCAGAGAGAAGUUGACUUUCACCUUGAAGAUGCAUGUUUAACUCUUUUCAAUGAGUAGUCAGCUCAACCAAAAGUGCUAAAUCCGCAAGUCAUCACCAAACGAAUUAAAACAUCCUCUGUUGUUUGUGAAGUUUCCCUUUCUCUGGUGUUUCCACAAAAAAUCCAUCUUUCUCCAGCCCCUUGUGUAAGUUGUGGAAUCGGACAGCAUUAAGUUCUGUUAUUCCCAUCAGAUAGCAUUGGAUGUGAGAAUCACCCUCUUUUGACCCAUUAGUGGGCAGGAGCAGAAAUGGAUCUCCUCUCACAAACUUGAUUUCCUUCUAUACAAACCUGAUUUCAUUCUAUGACAAGGUAACCAGCUUAGUGGAUGAAGGUAAGGCUGACACUGUCCUGCACAACAUCCUCGUGGAGAAGCUGGCUGCUCAUGGUUUGGUUGGGCAUGUGGUCUGCUGUGUGAAACACUGGCUGGAUGGCCGGGCCCAAAGAGUUGUGGUCAAUGGAGUUAAAUCCAGUUGGCGGCCAGUCAU